Molecule: messenger RNA, 4513 nt
Organism: Dermacentor andersoni
Lineage: Eukaryota; Metazoa; Arthropoda; Arachnida; Ixodida; Ixodidae
Product: transmembrane protease serine 9-like
Biological process (GO): proteolysis
Molecular function (GO): serine-type endopeptidase activity
Source: RefSeq, a predicted model, not a curated record
ACCCGUGAGCUCCUGCGCUUGGUUUUCUCGGUGCGUGAGGAAAGCACUGCGUGAAGCUGACGUGGUGCGCACCACUGGAGGAGUUGGGGCGGCACUCGCGGAGUAUACCUACAAGAACCCGGGGAGCUCGCUUACUGCGGUCAGAACGAGUUCGGUGUGCGCCUUCCUGGAGCGGCCGAUUUAUUUUGGGCGCCGGAAGCCCUCGUGUGUGAAAAAGUGGUUGAUCCGGCUUCGACACUUCAAAGUAGCAGCAGCGGCGGCGGCGGCAUCAUGCGACUGUGCGUGCUCCUAUCGCUAGGCCUGUUGGCCACCGUGCUGGCCGAAAAUGACGAGGCGACCACGGAGGAGAUCCCCGAGAAGCGUUUACUGGUGCUCCCGCCUAACCAGCUGCCAUCUGCCGGUGGGCAUUGCCAGUCACCGCUGGGCGUGUCGGGCAGCUGCGUGCCUUACCAGGAGUGCCGCUUCCUGUUCGACGACGAGUUCCUGGCACGGCGCUCGCUGUGCGGUUUCUCCCAGCGUCGGUCGCUGGUUUGCUGCCCUCAGAGUGGUGGUGGCGGCGGCGGAGGACAUGGAGGAUUUGGUGGAGACUUCGGUAGUGGCUUCGGCGGAAACGGAUUCGGCGGAAACGGAUUCGGAGGAAACGGAUUCGGAGGAAACGGAUUCGGAGGAAACGGAUUCGGCAACUUCUUCCCUCUGCAGAUACCUUAUGUACCACAGCAUACCUUCCCGGUCCUGGGUCCGCCAUUACAGCCAAGUCGGCCACCCUUCUUUCCUGGUGGCGGAGGUGUUGGCGAAGGAGGAGGAGGAGGAGUCCAACCAGGAGUUCCUCCAGAUUUCGGCGGCCCACGGCAGCCUCCCACUGAGCGACCGCGGCCGCAGAAGCUGUGGGGCACGGAAGAUUGUGGCGUAGCCAGCAACGCCUUGGUCCGCAUCGUGGGAGGCAAGGAGUCGAACCUGGGAGCAUGGCCCUGGAUCGCGCUGCUGUUCAUCGACGUGCACGGCAACGGCGUCCGCUCCCCGCUGUGCGGCGGUGCACUCGUCACGCCCCGACACGUGCUCACGGCCGCGCACUGCACCUUCAGCGGCAACCGGUCGCUCACUCCGGACGCGUUCGUGGCGCGGCUGGGCGAGCACGACUACCUGAGCAACGACGACGGCGCCAACCCGGUGGACGAACCGGUGGUGCGCAUCGAGCGCCACGCGCAGUUCAACCCGCGCACCUACCUGAACGACGUGGCCGUGCUCACGCUACGGAGGCCGGUGCCCCUGAACAAGGACAUAGCGCUCAUCUGCCUGCCGUACGGCUCCCUGCGCGACGACCAGUACGAGAGCCGCAGCGCCAACAUCGCGGGAUGGGGCGAGCUCUACUACGGCGGCCCGUCGAGCGCCUCGCUGCAGGACACCCGCAUCCCCAUCCAGACCCUGGACACCUGCAAGGAGUCCUUCAAGCGCACCAGCAUCACUUUCACGGACCACUACCUCUGCGCGGGCAGCCUGAAAGGCGACAAGGAUGCCUGCAGGGGCGACUCCGGCGGACCGCUAAUGUUGUUGGACAAGCAACAGCGGUUCACCAUCGUCGGCAUUACAUCUUUUGGACGCCGCUGUGCGGAACCCGGCUACCCGGGUGUCUACGCGCGAGUCGCCAAGUACCUCGACUGGAUCCAGGAGAGGCUCUUCCUGCUUUCCGCCUGGCGAGCGGUGCCCAUCGAGAGCGACGGGUCGGACUACCUCUUCAAGCUGCUGGCGCACCGGCUGUUCCGGCCACUGGGGGUCACCGGGUCGUCGGCGGCCAAAACCGCGCCGCCGCGACUCCGGCCGCCACCUGGAGACGAGCGACAAGACAAAUUGCAAGAUGCCGACUUCUCGGAGGUCUGUCGACGGUGGGCGACGUGCGUGUAUGUGUCGCCCCGUUCUGGCAAUAAAAAAUUUCUCUUUGGGGAAACCCCCCGCGCUUACGGAGUGGCGCAGUGGCUGGUUGACUGGCGCAUACAGCGGCGGCGGCGGCGAAGGCGGUUGGCCUUGAGCGCAGCGCCGCCGCGCUCUCUCUCGCGAUCCGCCGCCGGAGGCCGAUUUCCCCGGUGGGUCGCCAUUCUGCUGCGACCAGCCCCCCUCGGUAGCGGCAGCAGCGACGGCGGCAUCAUGCAACUGUGUGUGCUCCUGUCGCUAGGCCUGUUGGCCACCGCGCUGGCCGAGAAUGACGAGGCAACCACGGAGGAGACCCCCGAGAAGCGGUUACUGGUGUACCCGCCUAACGAGCUGCCGUCUCCAGGCGGCUACUGUCAGUCGCCGCUGGGCGUGCCGGGCCGCUGCGUGCCUUACCAGGAGUGUCGCUUCCUGUUCGACGACGAGUUCCUGGCCCGGCGCUCGCUGUGCGGCUUCCUCCGGCGUCAGUCACUCGUGUGCUGCCCUCAGAGUGGUGGUGGUGGAGGAGGAGGAGGUGGUGGUGGAGGAUUUGGCGGAGGCUUCAAUAGUGGCUUCGGCGGAAACGGAUUUGGAGGAAACGGUUUCGGUGGAAACGGAUUCGGCAACUUCUUCCCCCAACAGUUACCUCAGGUACCACAACAUACCUUUCCGGGCCAGGGUCGGCCGCUGCAGCCCAGCCGGCGGCCCUUCUUUCCUGGAGGUGGUGGCGGAGGAGGAGGAAUCAGGCGGCCACAGUUCGGCCGCCCACGGCAGCCUCCCGCUGAGCGACCGCGGCCACAGAAGAUUUGGGGCACGGAAGAUUGCGGCGUAGCCAGCAGCGCCUUGGUCCGCAUCGUGGGAGGCAGGGAGUCCAACCUGGGAGCAUGGCCCUGGAUUGCGCUGCUGUUCAUCGACGUGCACGGCAACGGCGUCCGCUCCCCGCUGUGCGGCGGUGCACUCGUCACGCCCCGACACGUGCUCACGGCCGCGCACUGCACCUUCAGCGGCAACCGGUCGCUCACUCCGGACGCGUUCGUGGCGCGGCUGGGCGAGCACGACUACCUGAGCAACGACGACGGCGCCAACCCGGUGGACGAACCGGUGGUGCGCAUCGAGCGGCACGCGCAGUUCAACCCGCGCACCUACCUGAACGACGUGGCUGUGCUCACGCUACGGAGGCCGGUGCCCCUGAACAAGGACAUAGCGCUCAUCUGCCUGCCGUACGGCUCCCUGCGCGACGACCAGUACGAGAGCCGCAGCGCCAACAUCGCGGGAUGGGGCGAGCUCUACUACGGCGGCCCGUCGAGCGCCUCCCUGCAGGACACCCGCAUCCCCAUCCAGACCCUGGACACCUGCAAGGAGUCCUUCAAGCGCACCAGCAUCACUUUCACGGACCACUACCUCUGCGCGGGCAGCCUGAAAGGCGACAAGGAUGCCUGCAGGGGCGACUCUGGCGGGCCGCUAAUGCUGCUGGACGAGCAACAGCGGUUCACCAUCAUCGGCAUCACAUCGUUCGGGCGCCGCUGUGCGGAACCCGGCUACCCGGGAGUCUACACGCGAGUCGCCAAGUACCUCGACUGGAUCCAGCCGAGGCUCGUCUAAAUGCCCCACCGAGGGCGCCCCCUGUAAAUAAACCCGCUGCGUCAACACUCCAGCCUCGGUGCAAAUCUUGCAAGCCUGAAGCGUUAUUAUGCACGCAGCCCGAUCUUGUACUGGUUCAACAUAUACCAGGUGUUCCAACUAAUACUUUAAGAGAUUGUUGAGAAACAGUGCAGUAGAAACAAAAGAAAUUUCGCUUUUACGGCUACACAUAUUUCGCGCCGGCAGUAGUCAAAGAUUGCGCUGUAAUAGCUCAUGAACUCGUCCGUUAUUUAAAGUCCACAAAGUAAUUGCUUAAUCAGUUAUCUCAAGGAGCACAACAUUUGCAAGGUUGAAGCCAGCAACGUUCUAAUACACUUAGCGAGUAUCCUGGGACAUCAGAAGUUUCGACGAAACACCGGUGAGAAUUCAGAAGCAGUUAACGAAGUCACCGAACAGCACUAUCCAUUCUGAUGUAGAGUUCAAAGACAUUCGUUUAUAAAUCCAUGUUCUGAAAUUCAACGUCUGGCAUCUCACACUUUGACGCAUUGCCCAAUGCUACCAGCGUUCGCAACCACGGUCGUUUUCUCUCUUUCGUUUCCUUGUGAACUGAUGGCUGUGCCGCUGUUACAGAUAUGUCAAAUGCUCAUGAGAAUGUGCCAGGUUACCGCAGAUGUAAGUCGCGCCAUUCCCAGAUGACCUUGGUAAGCGAAUUGGCAGUACAUUUAGCUAGACUCACUUUGUGUACAUCUCCUAAGUUGCAAGGUUGGUGUAAGGCACUACGAUUCAGUUGUAGAAGUACUUGAAAAGAUGUAAAUUCCAAAGAAAGAUUGUAGCACUCAAGCCAACAAUGCGGCGCGUCGACGAAGAUGCAUGUCAGCGCUGUAAAACCACCAAGGACGUUGCGCACGUCUCCGUUUGCACACGAAGUGCACCAGAAAACUCCCAGUCUUCGUCAAACCGAAUGCGUCGUCCAGACCUGUAACAUCACAGCCUGUCCUACCGAAAUAAAUUACUUGCUUCUUUAGAAACA